Messenger RNA from Scutellospora calospora, 925 nucleotides. Lineage: Eukaryota; Fungi; Glomeromycota; Glomeromycetes; Diversisporales; Gigasporaceae. The record is from the annotation of a GenBank genome assembly.
AUGCCAACUACCUCUUCAUAUAGCAUACAUCUUGAAUUUGGUGAUUACUCGAUUGGUAAUAAAGCUAUUAAGAAGAUAGCCAGCAACUGUACUAAUUUGAAAUAUCUUAGUUUAAAGAGGUGUAAAAGGAUUAGUAAUAAAGUGCUGAAAAAACUCAAUUCAAAAAUUAAAAUCAAACGUCCAGAUUAUUCUGAUAAUGAAUUCUCCGAUUCUGAUUUACCUUCACUUAUUCCAAUCUUUACUGAUAGACAAAAUAAGAUAGCUAUAACCAGAUCCUUUAGAGACUACUAUUUGAAUCAUACAUCAGAUGAAAUAGAUCUUAUUUCUGUAAUUGUUAAUUAUCUCAGAGAGAAUCCUCCAAUGCAAGGGAAAAUCCUAGUAAAAGCAUUAAUUAAUAUAUCAUCAAAGUUUAAUACUAUUAGUAAGAGCUUUUUCAAUAAGCUUAAAAAAGAUUAUGGAAUACAUGAUCCUGUUGAGAAUCUCUAUAGGGAUAUAAUAGGUAAAAUAAAAUGUUUAGAUUUGCAAUUUUGCUAUAAAGGAAAGUGGCAAAGUUUAGAUACAAAAAUUAGCUUUGGACAUUCUCUCAAAACCUAUGAUAGCUAUGCUAGAAUUAUAAUAGAUGAUAUUGAGGACAUAAUUAGAUUUAUAAUUCAUGCUGUAAAAAAAAGUACUUCACACUAUAUUAUUUCUGAUUUCUACAAAUAUCAAUACUGUUAUACUAGUUCACAUAGAAAGAAGAGAAAAAAUAAAAAAGCUAAGGUUGCCAGAACAAUUUCAGUAUCUGAGUUAAAAUCUUCUGUUAGCGAUUUAAGUAAUUCUUCUAUAUCUAGUUCAGAAAUAGAAGUUAUACAUAUACAUAAGACUGGAGCAGUAAGAAAAUGUCCUAUUCUAAAGUAUAAAGUAAAAGACAAAGUUAAUUAUCAAG